AUGGUCGGUACGCCUUGGGGCGAGUCGCGCGGCGCAGGUUGGGGUGGACGGAACUCGACGUCGCGAUCAUCAUCUCGCCAUGCUUUACACUCCUCGUCGCCGCCUAGACUUGAUGGGAGUUCCCACCGCCACGGACGGACUGCACGGUGCCCAUGCCGCAGGACGAAACAGCUCGCGUCGCCAGAGAGCGAGCUCGACCAUGGCCUCCAACUCACCUGCUGGCGCAUCGUCGGCUUCGCUCCAGACUCUGGCGACUCUCCCCUCUCCCCACCCCCGGCAGGCGCAGGUCGACAGGUGACAGGUGCAGGUCGCAAAGGUGCAGGUCGAAAGGAGUUUGGUGCGUCCGCCAAGAAGCGUGACUGGAUGGCGGGUGAGGGCCCUGGCAGGGGUUCAUGA
Messenger RNA from Drechmeria coniospora, 396 nucleotides. RefSeq lists its product as uncharacterized. The record is from RefSeq and is a predicted model, not a curated record. The transcript has a single exon. The coding region runs from base 1 to 396 and encodes 131 amino acids. NCBI's taxonomy places the organism in Eukaryota, Fungi, Ascomycota, Sordariomycetes, Hypocreales, Ophiocordycipitaceae.